AUGGCUGAGGAGGAUCAUCGAUGGAUGCUGGUUACCGGCAUGUGUUCAGACUUCAAAAUCAUCUGCGAGGACGAAGAGAUGCUCGUACAUAAGGCCGUACUCGCCAUGCACUCUGAGUACUUUAGAGCCCUUUUCAACAAUGACUUCGAGGAAAACAAAAACGGCUUCGUAGAUUUUCAGGACAUCGACCCGGGGCUUAUGCUUGACCUUCUCGACUAUUUCUACAAAGGCACCACCGAGUGGGACGUUCCCAAGGUUGACACGGCCCUACAUAUCCGUCUCUGGAUCCUCGCCAAUAGACUCGAGGCGAGGACAGUCAUGCUUACCAUUGAGAAGCGAAUGAUGGCCGAGUUGAAGACCUUCAGCGGCAAGAUCCGCGUCGCCCAUGCCGAUAUCCUUGGCCUGGUCUUCACGAACUUGGCCUGUGCAAAAUCUGCCUUGGGGUACAUAAUUGGCGAGGCUGCUUAUGUGUUGCUCCUGGAUCCGAAGCGUGCUGGGUCCGCUACCGAAGUGAACGAUGCGUGUUCCAGACACCACAAUCUAUCAAACAUGAUGCUAUUCUGGUCUUCAAGAUACGCCAAGUUUACUGAUCAUGACGGCUUAGCCCUAUUAUCAGCCAAAGUUGGGAAUGUCAGGGACGACCUGAUCGUGGAGAAGUUCACAAAGUAA
This is a messenger RNA of Colletotrichum orchidophilum, 669 nucleotides long. RefSeq lists its product as uncharacterized. NCBI's taxonomy places the organism in Eukaryota, Fungi, Ascomycota, Sordariomycetes, Glomerellales, Glomerellaceae. Gene Ontology annotation, biological process: proteasome-mediated ubiquitin-dependent protein catabolic process; regulation of proteolysis. The coding region runs from base 1 to 669 and encodes 222 amino acids. The record is from RefSeq and is a predicted model, not a curated record. The transcript has 2 exons. Gene Ontology annotation, cellular component: cytoplasm. Gene Ontology annotation, molecular function: ubiquitin protein ligase binding.